This is a messenger RNA of Micromonas pusilla CCMP1545, 3856 nucleotides long. RefSeq names its product micromonas-specific orphan protein. Lineage: Eukaryota; Viridiplantae; Chlorophyta; Mamiellophyceae; Mamiellales; Mamiellaceae. The coding region runs from base 1 to 3825 and encodes 1274 amino acids. The transcript has 5 exons. The record is from RefSeq and is a predicted model, not a curated record.
AUGGACGCCGACGACGCGCCUCCCGCGUCCGACGCGUCCGAGCACAGGUCCCGCGCGCUGGGCGCCGCGAUGGCGCGGCAGCGCGCGGCGGGUGGCGACGUCGCGUCGUCGGACGACCGCGACGGCGACGGCGACGCGUCGUCGUCGACGACGAGCGCAUCGCGCGACGAUGCCACGCCCGCGACGACGCGCCCGCCCCCUCCCCCGCCCUUGGCCCUCCCCGACGAGGUCGUGCUUCGCAUCCUGAAGCACGCGCUGCCCGGCGACGCGUUCGGCACGUGGAGCGUCGGCGGACGCUUCCGCGCGCCGCACCGCGCGGCGACGCGCGGCGACGCGGACGCGAGCGCGACGACGACUUCGACGACGACGACUUCGACUUCGACGACGAUGACUUCGACGACGACGACGACGCCGCGAGGGCCUCUGCGCCUGGUGUGCGCGCAGUGGCGGCGACUGCUCGACGCGUCGUGCGCGCACCUCGAGGCGAGACGCGCGGUCGUGUUCGGCGACGACGAGCUCGCGUCCCUCGCGCGCGUCGUCCACCCCGCGUGCCGACGCCUCACCCUCGAGGGCUCGCACGCGCACUGCGGCAGGCUCGCGCUGACGGACGCGGGGCUCCAGGCGCGUGUUUCAGUUGUGUUUCACCCGCCGCUACUCGGUUUCAACGCGCGAUCGAUCGCGUCCCCUCUUAACCGAUUGACCGACGGCGUCGCCCUCCAGGCCGCGCUCUCGGCGCUCGGCGCGCACGCCGGACACGUCCGCGCGCUCGAGGUGACGCGGACCGGGAUGCCGCUGCACGCCGUCUUCCGCGCGGCGUCGCGGUGCGUCGGGCUCAGAGAGCUCGUCGUCGACGGCGGGCGCGGCGACGCCGCCGGGUCCGGGUCCGCCGGGUCCGCCGGGUCCGCCGCCGCGUCGGGUCCGGGUCCGCCGAUGGGCCCGUGGGAGAGCGCGAUGCUGCACGACAUCGAGCCCUCCGCGGAGCUCGCGCGCGCGGAGCUCGCGCGUCUUCUCCGUAAGGACGCCGUGGAGACGCUGACGCUGACGCGCAUCCCCGACGACCCGAGCGCCCCCCCCCGCGACGCGCGAUGGCGCGAGCGGCGGCGAGACGUCCUCGACGCGUUCGCGUCGACGCGCGCGCUGCGAUCGCUCCGCGUCGCGCGCGUCAGCGACGACGUCGUCGACGGCGGCGGCCUCGGCGCGUCGAUUCCGCCGUGCCUGGAGGAACUCGACGUCGACGUCGCGGACGGAGGCGCGGCGACGCUCGCGAUCGCGCGGUCGCUCGCGCGCGACGCGCCGCCGUCGCUGUGGCGCGUGACGCUGCGCGGCGCGGCGGUGGGCGUCGCGGGCGCGCUGGCGAUGGACGACGCGCUGUCGCGGCGGCGGAGGGAAGGCCGCGCGCUGUUCCUUCGGCUCGGGCUGACGGAUCGCGAGGGCGAGAAGACGCUGAAAGGGGUCAUCGUGCGACGCGUGCUCGAGCGGUGGCAGCAGCGACGCGAACGCGAACGCGACGAUUCCAGUUCAUGUUCCGGGUCCGUGGACGCCGCGAUGGCGACGAUGGCGACGACGACGACGCGCGACGACGAGGAGUUGAAGCUCUCCGCGGACGCCCCCUUCGGCGGCGGCGGCGACGACGACCGACGCGAACGCGAAGAAGAGGGCACGGACCUCCACGACAUGUUUCUCGGGUGGUCGCCGCGGCGGCUCGCGCGCGAGGUCGCGUCGUACAUGGCGCAGUCCGAAGUCUUCGCGCACGAGAUCCAGCGCGACGACGCCGACGCGACGACGGAUGACCUCGACGACCCCGACGACCGGUGUGCGCGCGCGGAGGAGGAAGAGGAGGACGCGAGGUGCGCGGCGAUGGUGUGCGCGAGCCUCUUUGGUUUUCGCGAGACGCACCGCGAGCGCGCGGCGUGGGUCGCCGCCGCGCGAUGGAUGCGGCGCCUUCCGAAGGCGGACCUCGCGCUCAGGGCGCGCGCGGCGCGCGCGCUCGCGCGCGAGCGGUUCUUCCCUCUCGCGUUGCUGCUAUUGCAGGACGUCGAGAAGAGGGUGUUCGACGGGAAGCCGCUGCCGCGCGGCGCGUGGCGAGGCCACCGCGACGGCGACGUGGACGCCUUCGCGCGCGCGGCGCGAACCGUCGUCGAGAGCGUCCGCGCGCUCGGCGCGGACGCGUUCGACCACGCCUCCGCGCGGUCGCUCGCGCUCAUCGCGCUCCCCGUCGCGAUCGCGGCGGCCGCGCGGGACGUCCCGUCGUUCGUUCUCGACGCCGUCCACGACGCCGUGUGCGCGUUGAUCGUGGCGAAGGACCUCUGCCAACGCGCCUUCGUCGAUCCCGCCGGGCGCCCGGAAUCCAAGUCGCGCGCGGGACCGGGGGGGGGCGCCCCCGCGGUGGAGAAGUCGACGUUCGGCGCGUUGUUUCUCCGCGGCGGCGGCGCGUGGGCGUGCCUCGAGGCGCUCCGGCUGCUCCUCGAGGACGCGGUCCGGCCGUGCGCGCGCGAGACGUACCUACGACGCGACUGGGACCACGCGUUCCAGCUGCACGAGAUUCUCACGCCGCCGUUUCUCGAGUGUUGGGCGACGAGCGGGGUUAUUAACGGCGCCGCUAACGACGCGGACCCCCCGAGCGACGAGACGUCGAUCGCGACCGCGAAAGUCGUCGCCGCGGGGUUGCGCGCGGUCCGCGGGCACGAGACGAGCACCGGCGACGCCGGCCUGCGGUCGCUCUCGAACGCGCUGACCGCCGCGGCGAGGCUGGCGCCGUCGGGCGAGGCGUGCGCGGAGCUCCACGCCGCGGUUGAGGAUCUCUUCGCGCGUCGGAAAUUCGCGCCGUUGACGCGCGGGCAUGGCCGACGCUCUGUCGGCGGCCCCAUCGCGUCGUGGCCGCAGUGGCUGUACGCGGUCGGCGCUCCGCCGCCGCUGGACGCGGCGGCGGCGAGCGCCGCGAGCGCGGCGCUCGCGGACGGCGCGGAGGAGUACGAGAGGCUCGAAGCGUCCGCGGCGUCGAUUCGCGCCAAGAUGUCGCGGCUCGGGGACGCGAUGCGGUCGCUGACCGCGGACGUGCGGAUCAGCACGCAGUUUCAUCGCGAGCCCGCGAGGGCGCUGCUGCGCGAGGCGCACGCGGAGAUGGGGUGGCGGCGCGAGGUAGCCGCGGCGGCGACGAGCGCGGAGGACGGAACGUCGACCUCAUCAGUCGCCGACGGGGACGACGACGCGACCGCCGGAGAGUCGCCGUCGCCGUCGCCGUCGCCGCCGCGCGAGCGACACCACCACCACCACGUCCCGCAUGGCGGCGGCGCGCAGGCGUUCAUCCUCCCUCACGGCGGGCUCGAGUCGCCGUCCUCCGCGGCGGCGACGGCGUGGCGGCGGCGCGCGCCGCUCGUCUUGAGACGCGCGCCGCGCGAGGGGUGGGAAGGACGCGCGCGGGAGAAACUCAGAGCGUUGCUGACGCACUGCACGCGCGCGGCGCCGUACGUCGCGGAGAUGCCGCGGGGAGGCGGAGGGAGGGACGUCGCCGCGGGAUGGUCGCGCGUGGACGACGUCGAGGACACCGGCGGCGGCGUGUUUCUUCACGAGUGGGAGGGGCGCGCGGCGGCGGCGGCGUUGGCGUGGUUUUUCCGCGGCGAAGACGAAAAACGCACACGCGGCGGCGAGGGCGAGGGCGAGGGCGAGGGCGAGGGCGAGGGAGCGCGCGCCGACGCGCUCGACGACGUGAUGCGCGUGCUGGGGGUCACGGACGAGGAGCUUCCGGUGCGGGCGAUGAUGUCGCUCGGGAGCGGGCGCGGCGGCGCGGUGUUAGACGACGCCCUGAGGGCGAACCUUCUGUGUUAGGUGCGUUCUAUACAAAAAAAGUUCACCGGUC